CUGAAUUUUAAUUUGACAUUACACGGACGUCAACGUCAACUUUGAUACCAAUGCUUUGAAUAAUAAAAAGUUAAAAUAUAAAUAUGAUCUUCACAGGUGUAUAAUUUAUUAGAGUUAGUUGAACGAGUGCUUUUUGAAUAAAUCUUUCAUUAAAAUGUCACUAGAACAAACAGCUUGCGAUGAUGCUCUUACAGACUUGAAGGCUUUCGAACGUCGCCUUACAGAAGUUAUAGCAUGUCUCCAGCCUGCUACAAUGAGAUGGAGAAUUUUGUUAGCGGUGGUGUCAAUUUGCACAGCAAUAGCGGCGUGGCACUGGUUGACAGAUCCACUAACACCAGUGGUAUCUCUUACACAGUCGCUGUGGAAUCAUCCCUUCUUUGCAUUUACUUCUACUUUCUUAGUACUGCUGUUCAUGCUGGGCGUGCAUAGGAAGGUGAUAGCGCCAAGUAUAAUAACUGCUCGUACUCGCUCCGUUUUGAAUGACUUUAAUAUGUCCUGCGAUGAAACUGGGAAAUUAAUUCUAAAGCCGAGACCAGCUAAUAAUUGACCAGCAAGCAUAUCAACUUUUGUAAAUAUUAUAUAAGUAUUAAAUGUUUUGUAAAUUUAUUUAAUAAAUAAAACACAA
Molecule: messenger RNA, 625 nt
Organism: Papilio polytes (common Mormon)
Lineage: Eukaryota; Metazoa; Arthropoda; Insecta; Lepidoptera; Papilionidae
Gene: Cnep1r2
Product: nuclear envelope phosphatase-regulatory subunit 1 homolog
Exons: 4
Coding region: 155-547 (130 amino acids)
Cellular component (GO): Nem1-Spo7 phosphatase complex; cytoplasm
Source: RefSeq, a predicted model, not a curated record